ACCUUGUGUCUGCCAGGGGGAAGCUUGUGGAGGUUAGCCUAAUGAUGACGAGCCGGGCUGUUUGGUAUCAGCUGAAGGCAAGUGAACACACCGCACUUGCUCUGCUACGGAGGGACGAGAUCAGUCACACUGUGUUUAGACUUCCGACAGGUGUAAUUUAUUGACUCUGGUGAAUGAUGGUCGUCCUUUCUCUGCGCUUACUAUAGCCUGGCCGAGUUGACCACGCCACUGGCCGUAUGCUGUCACAAGUCAGGAACAAAGAGAUGCUUCAGGAAAGGUCAACGCAGCUCAUCUGCCUCACAGCCAACAGUGGCGUCCCCCUAUUUACAAGGGGAACCUCCAAACAACUCCCCUUUUCUAUCAUUGGUUCCCUAAACGGGGUUCACAUGUUCGGAGGCGUUCAGGGAGUGGUGUUGUCCAGCUGUCAGACAGACUGCGGUGGUAAAGUGAUGUGGAGAGUGUUCCAAGACAGCGUGAUGCUCAUUGCUGUGAACGCAGGGCAGCAGGCAGGAGGAGGAGGAGGAGGAGGCAAGGAGAAAGAGGAGGAGCUCCACUUGCGGCGCUUGUUGGAGAAUGUGUGGAAUUGCAUGGUGCUGGUGCUGGGGCAGGAUGAGCUGGCUAACAUAAGGAAUGUGGAGCGGCUGAAGAGGGACCUUCACUCAUGCCUCGGCCUCAUUGAUAAGCUAUUGGAGGAUAGACAAGAAGGCAUAAUGGGGAACCUGACUCACUGUGCUGACUGCCUACUGCCCCCCAACCCGCCCCUCAUCCAGGAGGCUGUGGAUGGUUUCACACAGGCCGUAGACAGUGAGUUUGGUUGCCUCAUGAUCCACGGGCGGAUAGCUGCAGCCACCGAGAAGUGGUGGCGCCUCGCUCCUCAGGAGGUGGUGCUUCUCUCUGCUCUGAUGCAGUCCCUGUCAGGGUCCGGAUCAGCCUCUUGUGACUACCCAGUAUUCCUCCCUCAGGGUAGCCCAACUGUGGCCCACCGCCUGCUGCGUUUUCAGCUUCUCCCUGGGGCAGACGUGUGCGUGCUGUGUGGCCCCAGCCCUUCCUUGCACAAGGCGGAGAGUGAGCUGGUGGUGCGUUUUUGGUCACCCCUAGUGGAGACCCUUAGAAGUUGUCUGGCUGUUGGGGAGCGUUGCCUUCCAGGCUCUGUAGCCCUUCGCCCAGAUGUGCUGGCCCUAAUCAUCAUUAACCAUGAAACACGUCGUGCCGUCUCCUGCGUACGGACCCCCACUCACCCCCCACCUAGUAACCUCGCUCUGCCCCCCAAGGCCCGCUGUUGGGAGCUCCUUAGGCUUUUCUACAUCUUUGUGGCCACGCGGUAUUUCAGCCAGGAGGAGACUCUGUGCAUCUCUCCAGAAGAUAAGAAUCAGAGAAGCGACAUGGAAGACUUUGCCCUUGGCUUCUCCCACCAGCCACUUCAGUGCUACCUUGUAUUAGAGGAGUGCAAAUGCUAUGGACUGCAGACAGCCCAGCACCAGCUCUUAGUGCUCACUCCACUUUCAGUACCUACUUUUGCCCUGCGCUCAGUGGCCACACAGACCCUCUCAACUAUCACUGCAGCCACUGGGUUUUAAAGUGACAUUUCAUCACUUUUUCCAAUAUAAUGGUCUAGUUUUGUGUCAUUCACUCAUUUCAAUAUUACCUACAUUACCAUGUAGAUGUAUUUCUAUCAUUGAUAUUUGUACUUUGGUUAAUACAAACUUGUCAAAUUACUUUUUUGAGAACUGAUCCCAUAACAAAAAUAUACCAUCUGGGUCCAUCUUGGAAGAAAAAUCAUCAAAUGAUGUCACUGUUAGUUACCUGGGCGGCCAGUGUUAAUGAAUUCUGAACUGUUAACGAACUGCUUAAGAGCUUGUUGAAGGAUAUAAGCACUAAAACCUUCAGAACCAUUUAAAUUGGAUUUAAAUGUCCUGUCAAAACUGGUAUGCAAUUUGAAUUUUACAUGUAACUAUGCAGAACACUGAGGCUUUCUCACAGUUUCAGUAGCGUGUUAUUAAUGCGCUGUCUUGCUCUCUACAACACGGGAAGCAGAACAGCUUGAAGGCUGUGAAUGCUGAUGAGACGAGUGUUCCUCUGGGUCACCGAGUACCAGCCUCAUCACUGUUUCUCAGUCCGUGUACUUGACUAUUGUAACCACUGUCGAAGUGUUUGUUAUUUUGUACAUGUGAUAUUUGCUCAUCAUUUUGACAUUCUUUCUUAUAGCAUGAAAUUAAAAAAUGCC
This is a messenger RNA of Lampris incognitus (smalleye Pacific opah), 2224 nucleotides long. It is a transcript of the gene fuz, whose product is annotated as fuzzy planar cell polarity protein. Bases 237 to 1577 code for a protein of 446 amino acids. The transcript is spliced from 2 exons. Gene Ontology annotation, biological process: non-motile cilium assembly; vesicle-mediated transport. NCBI's taxonomy places the organism in Eukaryota, Metazoa, Chordata, Actinopteri, Lampriformes, Lampridae. The record is from RefSeq and is a predicted model, not a curated record.